AUGAUCGAAACUCACCCUCACGUCAGCCCCAUCCCGCUAUUCACUGACGAAAGUCUCCCAGAAGCUGCUCGUUUCUUUUUACUAGCUCUUCAGCAUAAGGCUACCUCUGAAAUGGACCAUUCGAGGGCAAUUGACUACUGGAAUCUUCUUCCAAAGAAAAAACAGGAUCAGAUUAAUGAAGUGGCGUUUAGAAAGACCCAGAAAGUGCUUGCUCAAACGUCGAUUCGGUUUCAGCAGACUUACUUUCGGUUUCGGUACCACAGACAUCCAGUGCCUCGAAGUGUCUAUAAGGGGUACUUUUGUAUUGAAACAACGCCCAAAAUGUGCUUGAAUCUGGUGUUGGAGGUGAUUAAGGAGUUUAGUAAGGAUACGGAAGAUAUUUUAGUUAAACAGACGGUGCUGAAGUUGGAGAAACUGAACCUUGACCUGCUGUCUAUGAUAUCGUUGAAGCUGACGUCUGUGUGUUAUUUGACAGCGUAUAAAGAAGCCAAACCGUUUUUUGAUAACGUCAUGUACGUGACAAUGAAGGAAUCAUUUUUGGUUCGGAUUCUAGCUGAGCCCGUGCCUGUGUUGUUCUACCUUAGAACAGUCAACCAGCCUAAAACUGUCAUUGAACAGUUCUUGACCAGGCACGACGAGUACGACUACGAAGUGUGUGGCCCCAAUAAGUACUUUGUGCUUGUUUUGUUUAGAUCGAACCAAAGGCCCAAACCGUUUUGCACGAAGAAAUCAACCUUGUGCUACUUGACGCCAAGCUUGGCUAGAAGAAAGGAGGCUACAGUGAAGGUUAAAGCAGAGCCUGACCCUCUGACAACCGAAGCAGAGGCGGAAGGGGAAGCAGGAACCGAAACAGAUACUACCGUUCCUGAUUUGGAUGUACCUGGUCUUGAUUUACCUAGUCCCGAGGUAAUGGCUCUGGAGGCGGCAAGGUUGAUUUUAGAGGAUGAAAACGAUAGCGCAGGAAUGCAAGCUGUCCUGACUUUCAGGGAAGUCGCCCAGGCGUUAUCGCUGCUUCCAAGAAGCUCUCGUUCUAUGAAUCUUAUUAGAAGCGCCUUCAAUGCUCUCCGUGGCGGUCCUCGGAUGCCUGAAACUCUAUAUUCUCGUGCCAACCCAGAGAUCGAAGCUAUGCCUUGCCCAAUUUCCAACCGUUCUUUUAAGCACUGCAAAACCCAGUUCAUGAAGUUCAAGAUGAAGAAAUAA
Molecule: messenger RNA, 1200 nt
Organism: Candidozyma haemuli
Lineage: Eukaryota; Fungi; Ascomycota; Pichiomycetes; Serinales; Metschnikowiaceae
Exons: 1
Coding region: 1-1200 (399 amino acids)
Source: RefSeq, a predicted model, not a curated record